CACUUACCCCGGCCCGUCACAGGUAGCUUUCGCACAAUAUUCAUUCCUUCUUUCGUGCGCUAUAACACUAUUCUUCUCUCCGAAACCAAACAAAUCCUUCACUCUCUCACUCUGCUGUCCAGCACAUCGUCAAUCCCUCUCUCACUCUCUGCGCCUCCAUCUUCUACAACUUCCAUUUCGGAAUGGCCACACAAACUGCAGCUCCGCCUUCUGCUCAAGUUGUUGGAAAUGCUUUUGUUGAGCAGUAUUACCAAAUUCAGCAUCACUCCCCAGAGUUAGUAUAUCGAUUCUACCAGGAUUCGAGUGUCUUAAGUCGCCCAGAUUCUAAUGGCGUGAUGACAUCCGUGACAACAAUGAAAAAUAUCAAUGAUAUGAUAUGUUCAUUGGACUACAAGAACUACAAGGCAGAGAUAAAGACUGCAGAUGCACAGGAGUCCCAUAAGGAUGGUGUGAUUGUUUUGGUAACUGGAUGCUUAACUGGAAAGGAUAACUUGAGGAGGAAAUUCACCCAGACAUUUUUCCUUGCUCCACAGGACAAGGGGUAUUUUGUUUUGAAUGAUGUUUUUAGGUAUGUACAAGAAAAUGAGACUGAUACCGUCUCAGAAAUUAUUAAUGGAACUGAGGAUGUGCCUUCAGAGGUUCUGAGCCCUGAUCCAGAACCAGCUCAAGUGGUGGAUCCUCCAAAUCUCGACCAAGCUGGCUCUUAUGCUGAAGAAGCUAAGAACGUUGAGGAAAAAGUCCAUGACUCUUUGGAAGAUGGGAGACAAGUUGGUGAGGAAAGGGAGAUUGUGGUGGAAGCUGAAUCAAAUUUCAAUGAGAACCAGAAUCAUGCAAAUACGGAAUCAGAGAAUUCUGUUGCCCAAGAGGAUGCUCCAAAGAAGUCAUAUGCAUCAAUUGUCAGUUCACAAACAAAGAAAGGGCCAAUCAAAAUCUAUGUACCUACUAAUACAUCCAGAAUGGCUCCUGCAAAGGCUGUAAAGCAGCCUGUUGCUGCAUUAGCACAAACUCCAGCUCCUGAAGCAUCAAAUCCUACUGCCCACAAUGGAGCUAACGUACCUGAAACUAAUGAUACUGAAGAUGAAGCUGAGGGGCACUCCAUUUAUGUUCGCAAUUUGCCUCUAGAUGUUACCGUAGCCCAACUUGAUGCUGAAUUUAAGAAAUUUGGACCUAUUAAGCAAGGAGGAGUACAAGUUAGAAGUAAUAGGCAACAAGGAUUCUGCUUUGGCUUUGUUGAAUUUGAAGAUGUGAGCUCCAUGAACAGUGCCAUACAGGCUUCACCCGUGACCAUUGGAGGUCGUCAGGCUGUUGUUGAGAUGAAGAGAACUACAACUAGAGUUGGUAGCGCGAGAGGCCGUUUCCCUCCUGGAAGAGGAGGAUUCCGAAAUGACAAUUUCAGGGGCCGUGGAAGCUUUGGUGGAGGUCGGAGCUAUGGGAGAAAUGAAUUCGGAGGACGUGAUUUUUCAGGGCGGGGUAGGGGUCAAGGUGGACGAGGUGGUGAAGGCUAUCAACAAGUUAGAGGGAGAGGAAGGAGAGGUGGCCCUGGUCAGGGUUCUGCUCCAGCAUAGUUUGUGUGGCUGGAUAAAUUUUGGUGGCAAAUUUUUGACCUAGUUUCUUUGUUUGCCGGUGUGCGAGCAGCGGAACAGUUUAGUGGUGUAGUGAUAUCAGCUUAAUCAUAGUUGAGAUUGACAUUAAUUUUUUCCAUCUUUUUUGUUUCCCUUGACAACUUGGGUUCUCUCAGGUUAAAGUGUCGGGCAAUUUUUUUACUAUAGAUUUUUGCGUAGGUGACUCGUGUUUCACAGGGUAGAAAAUGUAACUUGCAGUGCUUAAUGCUUGUUUCCAAUUAUAUAGGAAAAGACUUGUGCUAUGCUAAGAUUGAUUUGCUGAAAAUUAGCUUGUUUCCUUGCUGAAGCUAAGAGUGGAAAGUUAAAAGAAUAGGAAUUUUUGCAUCA
Messenger RNA from Nicotiana attenuata, 1949 nucleotides. RefSeq names its product ras GTPase-activating protein-binding protein 2. Bases 183 to 1565 code for a protein of 460 amino acids. Gene Ontology annotation, molecular function: mRNA binding. The record is from RefSeq and is a predicted model, not a curated record. The transcript is spliced from 8 exons. NCBI's taxonomy places the organism in Eukaryota, Viridiplantae, Streptophyta, Magnoliopsida, Solanales, Solanaceae. Gene Ontology annotation, cellular component: cytosol; ribonucleoprotein complex.